AACAGAAUCAAUAAAACUUUAACCAUUAUUGGCUAACAAAAAUAAGCUCAAUUAGUGUCGGUUGCUUGGCUUAAUAAUUAUUGUUUGUUUGUGAGUCUCUUUCAUAGUUUCAUCCCAUUGAUAUGGUCCAAGAGAGUGGGUACAAGGCAAGAAAUUAAAUUCGGAAUACGAUGGUGAUUAUCCAAAUUAAAAUGUGAAAAUUGCACAGUUUAGAUACUGCUGUGGGAUUCUUUACCACUUUCUUCUAAUGGAGAAUGUGAAAGCUGAAGAGAUGCCUCAUUCGGAACCAUCUUUAUCCACUGAUGAUAUUCAUCAUGCUUCAAAUGAAGCUUCAACUAAUACCAUCAGUAAUGGGAAAAGUGAAUCUGAUUAUCAGUUAUCAGUGAUGGAGAGCUCCAAACCAGCCUCUUUGCAAGAUGCUUCUGAGGUCCCAAUUUUAGUACAAGAGAGUAACUUCCCAGUAGAAAGUAUAGCUUCAACUUCAUCUGUUAUUGUUGACCAAACCUGUCCAGAUCAUCAAGAGAAUUCUAGAGCUGUGGAAAAACAGGACAUUUUUAAUGAAUCUGGCACUUCUGGUGUUAAUAUUGAUGACGUGAUUUCACACCCUGCUUCCUCAACAAAGGUGAUAGAUUCUACAAGUGGCCAUGAAGCACCACCCAAUGAUCUUACUCAGCCCCAUAAAGAUGUCACUAUUGUUGCUGCUGGAUCUGUACACAAUACUGAUACUUCUGAUGCACAGCAAUCUUUGUCCUCUCAAACCAUUGACAAUACUGACGUCAAUGCUGGCAACACAAUGUUGCCUCCUGUUUCCCCUGUUAAGACAGCAGAUUCUGAUAUUAGCAAUCAUUCACCAUCAAAUGAAUUAAUGCAGCUCCAUCCUAUGGACAGUGCUGUUGCUGUUGAAUUUCUUGAAGAAGCUUCUGAUAGACAGCAACCUCAAGAUGGUAGUUCUGUUGCCAGCACUCAGGUUAAAAUUGAUGAUGGGGCCAUAGCUCCCAUUGCUUCUCCCGUUUCCUCUCCCACGGUAGCAAGAAAGGUGAAUGACCACCAUGUAGCACCACUUCAUGAGCUUAUUCUUCCCCACCGCAAGAUUGGCCUUUCGGUUGGAUCACCUAAAUCUAUUACUCCCAAGCAUGUUACAAGAGGUCUUAUUGAUACAGCAGCUCCUUUCGAAUCUGUUAAAGAAGCUGUGUCCAAGUUUGGGGGAAUUGUUGAUUGGAAAGCACAUAGAGUGGAAACUGUGGAGAGACGCAAGCUUGUUGAACAAGAACUUGAGCAAGUACAAGACGAGAUUCCUGAAUAUAAGAAACGGUCAGAUGAUGCUGAAGAGGAAAAGAAGCAAGUGUUGAAAGAGUUGGACAGCACAAAGAGACUUAUAGAAGAGCUAAAGCUCAGUCUGGAGAGAGCACAAACAGAAGAACAUCAGGCAAAACAAGAUUCUGAGCUAGCCAGGCUUAGGGUGGAGGAGAUGGAACAAGGGAUUGCUGAUGAGGCUAGUGUUGCAGCAAAGACACAGCUUGAGGUUGCUAAAGGCAGGCAUGCAGCUGCAGUUUCAGAAUUGAAAUCUGUUAAAGACGAAUUGCAAUUACUGCAAAAAGAUUAUGCUUCUUUGGUGAGUGAGAGAGAUAUAGCUAUAAAGAGAGCUGAAGAAGCUGUUUCUGCAUCAAGGGAAGUUGAGAAGACAGUGGAGGAAUUGACUAUUGAGCUGAUUGCUACAAAGGAGUCCUUAGAGUCUGCGCAUGCUGUCCACCUGGAGGCAGAAGAAAAAAGAAUUGGAGCAGCCAUGGCCAAAGAUCAAGAUACUCACUUUUGGGAGAAGGAAUUGAAACAGGCAGAAGCAGAGCUCCAGAAACUUAAUCAGCAAAUUCAUUCAACAAAAGAGCUAAAGUCAAAACUAGACACAGCUUCAGCCUUGCUUCUCGAUUUGAAAGCUGAAUUGACAGCUUACAUGGAAUCUAAGGUCAAGGAGGAUACUAAUGAGGAGCAAACCCAUACCGAUAUACAGGCUGCAGUUGCUUCAGCAAAGAAAGAACUGGAAGAAGUGAAGCUGAAUAUUGAGAAAGCAACUGAUGAAGUGACUUGCUUGAAGGUGGCUGCCAAUUCACUAAAAUCAGAGCUUGAAACAGAAAAAUCAGCUCUUGCCACCAUUAGGCAGAGAGAAGGAAUGGCAUCAGUUGUAGUUGCAGCUCUGGAAGCAGAUUUGGAGAACACUAGGUCAGAAAUAGCCUUAGUCCAGAUGAAGGAGAAAGAAGCAAGAGAGAAGAUGGCAGAGCUGCCCAAGCAACUACAAGCAGCAGCAAAAGAGGCUGAUGAGGCCAAGGCACUUGCUGAAAUGGCUCAUGAAGAGUUGCGCAAGGCAAUGGAAGAGGUAGAGCACGCAAAGGCUGGAGCUAGUACUGUGGAGAGUAGGUUACAUGCAGCACAAAAGGAGAUUGAGGCUGCCAAGGCUUCAGAAAACUUAGCUUUAGCUGCUAUUAAAGCAUUGCAAGAGAGUGAAUCAGCUCAAAGCACCAAUAAUGUGGAUUCACCUUCUGGGGUAACACUUUCUUUGGAAGAGUACUAUGAACUAAGCAAACGUGCUCAUGAGGCGGAGGAACAGGCCAACAUGAGGGUGGCAGCUGCCUUUGCCCAAAUUGAGGUAGCAAAAGAGUCUGAAAUGAAAACUGUACAAAAGUUGGAAGAAUCCAACAGAGAAAUGACAGAGAGAAGAGAAGAACUGAAAAUUGCAAUGGAUAAGGCAGAGAAGGCCAAGGAAGGGAAGUUGGGUGUAGAGCAAGAGCUAAGAAAGUGGAGGGCCGAACACGAGCAACGGCGGAAGGCUACUGAAUCUAAUUAUGGAGUAAAAUCACCAAGAGCAAGUUAUGAGGGAAGGAAUGAACCUAAGAGUACUGAUGCCACACCAGAAGCCACUGUCUUGCGAAGCCCAAAGGCACAAGUUCCUGUAAGUAACACUGAAACUGAGUCACACCCAGGGACAGCAAAGGCUGGAAAGAAAAAGAAAAAGGGAUUCUUGCCAAGGAUUUUUAUGUUGCUGGGCAGAAGAAAGGCACAUGCAUCCAAGUCCAAGUAAGUGGGCACCAAAACAAUUUGAUUUGUCUUCUGUUGUGAUUUUCCCUCCCUUUUUUGUUGGGAUUGUCACAAAGUGGCCACAGAACGUGGAUAUGGGGUGACAAAUUUUUAUGCUGAGUGUAAAUUUGAGUAAUUAUUUGAUGUAUGAUGAAGUUGGAUUAUACUUCUGCUUACAGAGAGUGGGUUUGGAGGUAAUAAGAUGUUUCUGUAUAUGCUUGGCUUUGUGACUUUCAAACUUCAACCCUUGUAAGAUUGAAUUGAUGCAAGUUUUGUCUUUGAAAUUGUCUACUUGCAGGCUGCUCUGGUCAUGUAAAAUUGCCUGUAAGGAAUCAUAGAUAAUUCCCUUUUUCCAAUUCAUUCUGGAUGGCAUGAUGUGAAAGGAUUUUGUUUCAGUUAAAACACUGUAAAGAACUGAAAUCAUGAAACGCAGUUUUUCCUGAAAUAUACAGAUAGUCGUAUA
Messenger RNA from Rubroshorea leprosula, 3529 nucleotides. NCBI's taxonomy places the organism in Eukaryota, Viridiplantae, Streptophyta, Magnoliopsida, Malvales, Dipterocarpaceae. The record is from the annotation of a GenBank genome assembly.